AUGAAAAUUACUACCAGUCAAACCAGUAGAGGAAUAUCCUGGACAUUUCAACAGUCACUAGAAGAUCUUAUCUUUGCAGAUGAUAUUGCUCUACUAUUACAGGGAUACAAAAAUAUUCAAAGCAAAACUGAUGACCUGGUCAAGUAUGGCAGACAAAUUGGACUUACCGGUAAGAUGAAUGUAAACAAAACAAAGUUAAUGAAGAUAAAUACAAAGAUAGAUAAAGAAGUCACAGCAAACAACAACAGAAUAGAAGAAGGAGACAAUUUUAUAUACCUUGGAAAUAAGAUCACAGCCAAUGGAGAUUCCACCAUGGAUGUAGAAAAUAGAAUUUCAAAAGCCCGUGACAUCUUUGAAACAUCUGAAAAUCCUCAAUUAUCAGAUCCAAAACCAAAACUAAGGAUAUUCAAAACAAAUGUCAUUGGAGUCCUUCUCUAUGGAUCUGAGUCAUGGAAGGUGACAAAGAACAUCUCGCAAAAACUGGAUACCUUCCAAACAAGAUGUCUCCAUAGAAUACCCAAGAUAUUCUGGCCAAACAAGAUCACCAAUGAGGAGCUGUAUGAAAGAACACUGCGCAACACAGCUGCUAUAUCUGACCAGAUUAAAGAAAGACAAUGGAAAUGGAUUGGCCAUGUGAUGAGGUUGAAACCAUCAAAAAUACCAAGGGUAGCCCUAAGAUGGACUCCACCAGGAAAGAGAAACAGAGGGCGACCAAAGGAGACAUGGCGACGAUCGGUUGAAAAGGAAAUGAAUGAUCAGGUGUGGACUUGGGGCACUGUACAGACAAUGGCAGCAGACAGACAAAGAUGGAGGUCCUCGGUGCAAGCCUUAUGUUCUCAAAACACGAAGAGGAAUAAGUAA
This is a messenger RNA of Saccostrea cuccullata (small rock oyster), 861 nucleotides long. RefSeq lists its product as uncharacterized. Bases 1 to 861 code for a protein of 286 amino acids. The record is from RefSeq and is a predicted model, not a curated record. NCBI's taxonomy places the organism in Eukaryota, Metazoa, Mollusca, Bivalvia, Ostreida, Ostreidae. The transcript has a single exon.